UCACAUAUAUUUAUAGAACGGAUCCUCCCAUUCCCCUUAGAAUCUCCCUUCCAUGUAUCCCAGAUUUCUUUCUUCCAUUUAUAUAUUCACAUAACCCCUACAAGAAAAAAUAAGAAAGUCCAAAACUAUACCGACCCAUUAAAAUUGUUCCCAUCGCCCCCCCAUAAACCCAAUCCCCCAGCCUCCCCCAUAUGGUCAUGGAGGUGGAGUCUCAGCUGCCUCAACCACCACGGCCGGAGAGGCCGACGGUGGUUACCCGACUCAACUCAUACGUGGUGGACAGUUGGGUGGGGAAGCGGUUCAAGCUUUCGGAGCGCGGUAGCACCUUCACGACAGAGCUGAGGGCCGGGACUGCCACCUUCCUCACCAUGGCGUACAUCCUCGCUGUGAAUGCCUCCAUCCUCGCCGACUCCGGGGGCCCCUGCUCUGUCUCCGACUGCGUUCCGCUCUGCUCUGACCCGUCCAUAGCGGUCUCGAACUGCACCGGUCCUGGCCUCUCGGUCACCCAGCCCGAUGUGUCGUGCAAGUUCAAUCCGGUCAACCCGGGCUAUGAAGCCUGCCUCGACCGGGUCCGAAAGGACCUGAUAGUCGCCACCGUGGCCUCGUCCCUCAUCGGGUGCAUCAUCAUGGGCACCUUUGCUAACCUUCCCCUCGCCCUUGCCCCCGGGAUGGGCACGAACGCUUAUUUUGCCUACACCGUGGUCGGGUAUCACGGGUCCGGCAGCAUCUCGUAUCAGAGCGCCCUUGCGGCUGUGUUCAUAGAAGGCCUACUCUUUCUUCUAAUCUCCGCGGUUGGUCUCCGGGCGAAGCUUGCGAAGCUCAUCCCAAAACCUGUCCGGAUCAGCUCAUCGGCUGGCAUCGGGCUGUUCCUGGCCUUCAUUGGGCUGCAGAACAGCGAGGGGAUCGGGCUGAUCGGUUACAGCUCUUCAACUCUAGUCACCCUAGGGGGCUGCCCGAGUUCAUCCCGGGCCUCACUAGCACCCGUGAUCGCCGCUGCCAAUGGAACCGUAAGCCUGAUCCCUGGCGGGACUGUCUCAGGAGACAUCCUCUGCCUCAAGGAUCGUAUGGAGAGCCCGACGCUCUGGCUCGGGAUCGUAGGCUUCGUGAUCAUAGCCUACUGCUUAGUAAAGAACAUCAAGGGCGCUAUGAUUUACGGCAUCGUGUUUGUCACCGCGGUCUCAUGGUUCCGCAACACUUCUGUCACGGCAUUCCCGAACACGGAAUCGGGGAAUUCUGCAUACGCGUACUUCAAGAAGGUCGUGGACAUCCACACGAUCGAGAAGACGGCAGGCGCCCUUAGCUUCGCGAGCAUUGGGAAGGGGUCCUUCUGGGAAGCUCUCAUAACGUUCCUCUACGUGGACAUCCUCGACACUACGGGGACGCUCUAUUCAAUGGCGCGGUUCGCAGGGUUCGCGAGCCCCAGUGGGGACUUCGAGGGGCAGUACUUUGCCUUCAUGUCGGACGCGUCCUCAAUAGUGGUGGGAUCGCUCCUCGGGACAUCGCCGGUGACGGCCUUCAUCGAGUCGUCGACGGGGAUCAGGGAGGGCGGAAGGACAGGGCUGACGGCCAUCACUGUGGCGUGCUACUUUUUCCUGGCCUUCUUCAUUACGCCGCUGCUGGCGUCAAUCCCGGCCUGGGCGGUCGGGCCGCCCCUCGUGUUGGUCGGGGUGCUGAUGAUGAAGGCCGUGGUGGAGAUUGAGUGGGACGACAUGAGGCAAGCUAUUCCGGCGUUUGUUACUCUAAUCCUUAUGCCGCUUAGCUAUUCCAUAGCCUACGGGCUUAUUGGCGGAAUCGGGACUUACAUUGUCCUGCACCUAUGGGACUGGGGAGAGGAAUUCCUAGGCCGCUUCGGAUUAUUCAAAAGGAGGAGCGGCGUGGUCAACCGGGAUGCCCAUCCUGAUUCGAUCGAGGACGGGAGUGCGAAACCGGCUAUUCCGCUGAAUCAACCAUGACGGACUCGAUUGGCAGCUCUCUGCAUCAUAUUGGAACGACAGUGUAGGAUACAGCUUUGAUUUUCGGUAUUAAUUCGACUGUUGGUGUAUUCAAGUUCUUGUGAUUUUUUGAUGAAAUUAUGGGGCGAUUAGAGAAGAAGGAUUAAUUCGUAAACAGGCUAUCGAGAUGUAAAUAAGUCCAUUUUUUUAAAGAAUUUCUCGUGUCAUAUAUGUAGCUCUUCUUUUUUCUUUAAUUCACUAUUUGCAUCUUUCACCCUUUCUUGUUUGA
This is a messenger RNA of Punica granatum (pomegranate), 2220 nucleotides long. NCBI's taxonomy places the organism in Eukaryota, Viridiplantae, Streptophyta, Magnoliopsida, Myrtales, Lythraceae. The record is from RefSeq and is a predicted model, not a curated record.